This is a messenger RNA of Hemiscyllium ocellatum (epaulette shark), 4110 nucleotides long. It is a transcript of the gene npc1l1, whose product is annotated as NPC1-like 1. Gene Ontology annotation, molecular function: lipid carrier activity. NCBI's taxonomy places the organism in Eukaryota, Metazoa, Chordata, Chondrichthyes, Orectolobiformes, Hemiscylliidae. Gene Ontology annotation, cellular component: membrane. The transcript is spliced from 19 exons. The record is from RefSeq and is a predicted model, not a curated record. Bases 1 to 4110 code for a protein of 1369 amino acids.
AUGUUGCAGAAGGUGUCUGUAGUUCAGUUGCUGCUCGGCGUUUUCUCUGUCAGGGCGACCUACACCCCCGUCCACCAGGAAGGCUUCUGCGCUUUCUACGAAGACUGCGGGAAGAACCCAGAGGUGACUGGCAGCUUGAUUCCGGCCCGGGUGCCGUGCCUGUACAACGGGCCGGCCAAACGGGUGGCGCCGGGCAGGCACCUGGAGCUGCUGCGGCGGGUGUGCCCGAUGCUGGCGGGGCCGGAGGGCGCCGGGGCGGAGCCUCGGGCCUGCUGCUCGGCCAGGCAGCUGGAGGUGCUGGACAGGAGCCUGGCCAUGUCCAAGCCGCUGCUGAGCCGCUGCCCGUCGUGCGUGGACAACUUUGUCAACCUGUACUGCCAGAACACCUGCAGCCCCAACCAGAGCGUCCACAUCAACGUGACCCGAGCCUUCGCCGCCAACGUCUCCGGUCAGCUCCUCGACGCCGUGCUGGAGUACCAGUGCUACUACAGCCGCCGCUUUGCCCAGGGCAGCUACGACUCGUGCCGCGACGUCCGCAUCCCCUCCACCGGCGGCUACGCCAUCUCGGCCAUGUGCGGCAAGUAUGGCGCCACCCUGUGCUCCGCCGAACGCUGGCUGCGUUUCCAAGGGGACAGCUCCAACGGCCUGGCCCCACUCGACAUCCAGUUCGUGCUGGUACCGCCAACGGACAACGGCUCGGCGCCAGGCCCGGGCCCGGGAGGGGGCAUCGUGCCUUAUGACGGCAGCUUCCAUCGCUGCGACCGGCCCUCGAGCCUCGGGGGGCAGGCCUGCUCCUGCCAGGACUGCGUGGCCUCCUGCCCGGCGCUGCCCUCUCCCCCGGCGCCCCCCGGCCCUUGGGCGAUAGGCCAGAUGGACGGGCCCUUGGCGCUGGGCCUGGCCCUGUUUGGUGGGGCCAUCCUCCUCUUCGCCAGCUUCCUCCUCCUGUUCAGGCAGCGCCCAGACGCCCGCAAGGAGGGCGACAAGGCCCCUGCUGCUCCCUCAGCUCCCAUCUCCUCAUCCUCCACCUCCGCCACCCAGCAGAGACUGAGCUGGGUUUUCCAGAGCUGGGGAACGGCAGUGGCCCGGCACCCACUGCCCGUCCUGGUCACCGCCUGCGUCUUCAUUGUCGUGCUGUCCUGCGGCCUAUUCUUUGUCGAGCUGACCACCGACCCAGUGGAACUGUGGUCUGCCCCGGACAGCAGAGCCCGUCGCGAGAAAGCCUUCCACGACGCCCAAUUCGGGCCCUUCUUCCGCACCAACCAAAUCAUCGCCACGGCGACGGGGCAAGGCCCACCGGGGUACACCUACGACUCGGUGUUCUUCGGGCCCACGGCCUUCAACGGCCUGUUCUCCAAGGAGCUGCUGCUCCAGCUGCUGGACCUCCAGAACCGCCUGCAGGCCAUCAGCGUGUGGUCGGAGACGGCGCAGAGGAACAUCACGCUGAAGGACGUCUGCUACGCCCCGCUCCAGCCCGAUAACCCCGGGCCUACCGACUGUGCGGUCAACAGCCUGCUCCAGUACUUCCAGAACAACAGGAGCCUGAUCGACGCUGUCGCCAACCAAACCAUGGCAAGUGUCACCGGCACCGUGGACUGGAGGGAUCACUUCCUCUACUGCGUCAACUCACCUCUCUCUUUCAAGGACAGCACAAACUUGGGAAUGAGCUGCAUGGCGGACUACGGCGCACCAGUAUUCCCAUUUUUGGCCGUGGGCGGAUAUCAGGACGAAGACUACAGCAGGGCAGAGGCCUUCAUUGUGACGUUCUCUCUGAACAACUACCAGCCUGACGAUCCCAAGUAUGAAUACGUGAGGCUUUGGGAGCAGGAGUAUUUAAGGAUUCUCCAGGACUAUAAAAACAACAAGUCCAUCAAUUUCAGCUUCGCCUAUAUGUCUGAGCGGUCCCUGGAGGAUGAGAUCAACAGAACCACGGCGGAAGACCUUCCCAUCUUCGCCAUCAGUUACCUGGCAAUAUUUAUCUACAUCGCCUUGGCGCUAGGGAAGUACACAAGUUGGCGAACCAUCAUGGUCGAUUCGAAGAUCACGCUGGGCCUGGGAGGAAUCCUCGUGGUCUUGGGCGCCGUCAUCGCCUCAAUGGGUUUCUACGCCUACAUCGGAGUGCCGUCCUCGCUCAUCAUCCUCGAAGUGGUCCCCUUCCUCGUCCUCGCCGUCGGAGCUGACAACCUCUUCAUCCUCGUCCUCCAGUACCAGAGGGACGAGAGGCGAGUGGGAGAAGGGAGGGAGGAGCAGAUUGGCCGGGUGCUAGGAGACGUGGCUCCCAGCAUGCUCCUCUGCAGCAUCUCCGAAACGAUCUGCUUCUUUCUCGGUGCCCUCACCAAGAUGCCAGCUGUCCGCACCUUUGCAUUCUACGCAGCACUCGCUGUCUUCAUCGAUUUCCUCCUCCAGAUCUCGGCGUUUGUCGCUCUGAUGGCACUGGACGUGCGAAGAGAGGAGAAGGACAGAUUCGACAUCUGUUGCUGCGUCCGGGCAAAGGCCAGGAAAAAGAAGAGGAAAACCGAGGGGCUUCUGUUGCCUUUGAUGAGGGAAUAUUAUGCCCCAUUUCUGCUCCACUCCGUCACCAGGAUCGUGGUGAUCAUAUUGUUUCUCUUCAUGUUGUGCGCUGCGAUAUUCUUAACCCUUCACGUUCGAGUGGGUCUCAAUCAGGAACUCUCUCUCCCAAAGGGCUCGUACAUGUUGGAUUAUUUUGCGGCCUUGAACAAAUACUUUGAAGUGGGCGUGCCUGUGUAUUUUGUCACCACCGCCGGCUACAAUUUCUCCACCGUCAACGGAAUGAACGGGGUCUGCUCCAGUGUGGGAUGUUACAACAACUCCAUGACCCAGAAGAUCCAAUAUGCCACCAGGUUCCCUCAGGAGUCCUACAUGGCCAUCCCAGCAUCCUCCUGGGUCGACGACUUCCUUGACUGGCUCAAUCCGAUCUCCCGUUGCUGCCGGCUCUUCGCUUCGGGACCCAACGCCGGCCAGUUCUGCCCGGCAACCAACAAUCAGCUGAACUGCCGGAAGAAGUGCAUGAAGUCAAAUCAGACUGGCAUCAUCCGGCCAGACGUCAAGCAGUUCAAUCUGUACCUGCCUAGUUUCCUGAACGAUACUCCUACUCUGCAGUGCUCCAAGGGGGGUCUGGGAGCGUACGGGAAUGCGGUGAAAACAGGACCAAACGGCGAGAUCUUGGCAUCCAGGUUCAUGGCUUACCAUACACCUCUGAAAGAUUCACUGGAGUACACUGCGGCUCUGAGAGUGUCUCGUGAACUCGCGGCCAAUAUCACAAAGAGCAUGAGGGAGAUCCCGGGGACCGAUCCAAACUUUGAAGUCUUCCCCUACACGAUUACCUAUGUAUAUUACGAGCAGUACCUGACUAUAGUGAUCGAGGGGAUCUUCAACAUCGGCGUGUGUCUGAUCCCAACCUUUGUGGUGUGCUGCGUCUUGCUGGGAAUGGACAUUCACUCCGGCCUGCUCAACCUGCUCACCAUCGUGAUGAUCAUCGUGGACACCGUGGGAGUGAUGACGCUCUGGGGUAUUGACUUCAACGCCGUCUCCCUCAUCAAUCUGGUGACAGCAGUUGGCAUCUCCGUGGAGUUUGUCUCUCACCUUACACGCUCCUUCGCCAUCAGCACCAAAGGGAGUAAGGUGGAGCGGGCAAAGGAGGCCACUUACACCAUGGGCAGUGCGGUCUUUGCUGGCGUGGCGAUGACCAACCUUCCCGGAAUCAUCGUCCUGCACUUCGCUCAGUCCCAGCUCAUCCAAGUCUUCUUCUUCCGCCUCAACCUGGUGAUCACCUUACUGGGUCUGGUUCACGGCCUGAUCUUCCUGCCCGUCCUCCUCUCCUACUUCGGACCAGGCAUCAAAACUGCCCCAUUGCUGCAACAGCAGCCUAUUAAGGAGGCCAUGCCAGAUAAAAUGUACCUAAAUGGUUGCUUUCAUAACUUUGGCUACGAGGGAUCUGCUGAAGACAAGAAAGCCAACUCAAUGACACAAUGUAAUGGAUCGACUAGGACAGAGGAACCUACAGCACCCGAAGAGACAGAAACCUCAUCGGAGAAAGGAGCUGACUCAAUAGGAGCUCUAACGGACACUAUCUCCACCGUCACUUCCUUUUGA